CGUGGGUCUGUUUCUUUUGUUUUGUUUUCCUGAAAUUGAUUCUUCAUCUCUUGGCUUCUUCUUCUUCUUUCCUUUUCUUGAAUUCUCAAGUAAACAAAUACAAAACCCUAAAAAAAUGAUGUUCACAGCAUCGGUUUAUUCUACUACUAGUAAUAGAAACUCGACUUCUUUGUCUGAAGAAGCUGCACGAAGCACUGUUUCUUCAGCUGUUACAAGUAAGGCUCAUCAUGAAUUCUCUCCAUCAAUGACACUUUCUUCAAUUUCAAAUCAUGUUGAUCAAGAACAUGACCAUCUCUACCGUAAUCAUCAGAAGAUCAAGAAAAAGAGGAACCUUCCAGGAAACCCAGACCCAGAUGCGGAAGUGAUAGCAUUAUCACCGAAAACACUGAUGGCAACAAACAGAUUUGUGUGUGAGAUCUGCAACAAAGGGUUUCAGAGAGAUCAGAACUUGCAACUUCACAGAAGAGGUCACAAUUUGCCAUGGAAACUGAAGCAAAGAAAUAACAAAGAUGAGAUCAAGAAAAGGGCUUAUGUGUGCCCUGAACCUAGUUGUGUGCACCACCACCCUUCUAGGGCUCUUGGGGAUCUCACUGGAAUUAAGAAACACUUUUGCAGAAAACAUGGUGAAAAGAAGUGGAAAUGUGAUAAGUGUUCUAAGAUAUAUGCUGUUCAAUCUGAUUGGAAAGCUCAUUCUAAGACUUGUGGCACUAGAGAGUAUAGAUGUGACUGUGGUACCCUCUUCUCCAGGAAAGACAGCUUCAUUACCCACAGAGCCUUCUGUGAUGCCUUGGCUGAAGAAACUGCCAGACUCUCAGCAGCAGCAGCAGCGGCUGCAGUAUCAAUAACUAACAACCACCACCCUUCAACUAUCAAUAAUGUUAUAAACACCCCCUUCAACAUUCAACAGAAUUCACAAAACACCCCAUCAAAUCUUUUCCCUUUCAAUCCCACCCUAAACCCUACUUGGAUUGUCCCCAACCAAAACGGUAACCCGGUUCGAAUCAAACCCGAAUUUAUAAACCACCACCGCCACCAGCUACUUCCGGUAAUUUCAUCGCCAUUUUACCAAGAACUCAAUAAGGAAAUUAUGAUAACUUCACCACCGCCGCCGUCCCCCACGAUGCACAGCAUCCACGUCAGCACCAGCCCUGAUCAUCUGCCGGCGCCGCACCUCUCCGCCACCGCGCUCCUCCAAAAGGCGGCGACGGUGGGUGUGGUGGGGGAUCAUGUGGGGUCGACGAUGAGUAAGUUGGAUAUGGGGGAGUUGGUUCAGGUGACAACUGCUGCCGUGAUCUCGCCGGAGUACCACCAACAUAUGGGUCUCGUGUCUGGGAAUAUCGCCACGUGGCAGAAAACGGACCGUUUGACUAGGGAUUUUCUUGGGUUGACCGGUGAUCAAGAGAAUGACGACCAUGGCGGUGGGGUUGAGGCUAACGUGAACGUGGGAAACAUGUUAACGUACACGGGGGGUAUAGAGAUCCCAGACCAUGGGUUCGGUUUUUCCGAGCCUACAACUGCCUCGGAAGCAUGGGGCAACUGUUAGAGCUGAAAGUACAAGUGAUCAAGCAUGGUUUUUGGCAACAAAGGGUAGAAUGGUAAUAUACCAAACGAAGUUGAAAUGACAGAUAUAACCCUCAGGCCCUCAAGAACGAAAUGAUUAUCUUUGAACAAGAGGACACUCUCGCUCUUUCCAAAUUUCCACAUAUCUUUCAUGCUCAUUAUUUGCUUUUUGUCGGGAAAUUUCUUG
Messenger RNA from Lactuca virosa, 1747 nucleotides. Lineage: Eukaryota; Viridiplantae; Streptophyta; Magnoliopsida; Asterales; Asteraceae. The record is from the annotation of a GenBank genome assembly.